AUGGCGAACAACUUUGACAUAAAUGAUAUGACCGUUGAACAGCUUAUGGCGCUUAGUGAGAUAAUCAACGAUAGUGACUAUGAGGGAAACCUUGAGGACGAAGUGAAUAAGAUCUCCGAGGACAAGUUCUACCGUGUCGCACCUAAGGACAAGGGAGAGAACAUCUUCGCGGAAGAGAAACUAUUCAUUGAUGAAGGUGAUAGGUCCACUGAUCCCAAGAGGCCAAGGAGACUCCCACUGAACUACAAGGGUAAAAGAGGAAUAAUGCCAACAUGGAAAUAUUCCGAGAGGCAGAAGGCAAAGGCUUUACUAGUUGAGGAAGCGUAUCAGAGCCUACUAAGUAGAGGAGUUGAAGGUCUACCACCAACAAUGGGUGGUAGAUGGAGAACGGACGAUCCUCAGGUAAACGCGGAGAUGAAGAGGCUCGAAAACCUUAGAAAUCCCAAGCGUCCUAGAGGUAGACCACCAAAGGUCAAGGUUGAUGGUGAAGUAACCCCCAAAAGAAGGGGUAGACCACCGAAGACUAAGGAAGAUAAGGUCCCCAAGAGGAGAGGUAGACCACCAAAGGUUAAGGCUGAGUCCAGGGAAGCCGUAGUUCCUAAGAAAAGAGGAAGACCACCUAAGACCAAGAAACAGACCGUCGCGGAGAGGUUCAUAAGCCAAGGCCGGAUAAAACUUUCAGUUCCUACGGAUAGCGUCAUAACACAGGUGGGACCGAAUAAGUUCACGGUGACUGUGGAUCUUAGCAAGAAACCUACAAGGAAAGCUCCUGAGGUUCCUAAAG
Molecule: messenger RNA, 784 nt
Organism: Paramuricea clavata
Lineage: Eukaryota; Metazoa; Cnidaria; Anthozoa; Malacalcyonacea; Plexauridae
Source: the annotation of a GenBank genome assembly